AUGCAUGUUUUUAAUUCUCGGGGAGUGAGCAUCCAAGCUCGCGCUUUGCUAGAUUCCGGAUCUCAACUGCAUUUCAUCACGGAGAAAUUGGCACAACAUUUAAGAGUAACUCGAAAGGGCGUAGAUAUUGACGUCAGUGGAAUAGGUCAAAGGAGAGCAAAGGCACAACAUUUGUGUUGCAUAACGAUUAAAUCUCUAACCGAAGAGUAUAGUGCUACCAUUGAUGCAAUACUCAUACCAUCCAUUACGUCAUGUCAACCUAGUCGUCGCAUCGAUCAGUCAACCAUUUCGAUUCCAGAUACCAUUUCCAUCGCUGAUCCGACAUUCAACAUACCAGGACAGAUUGACAUACUCAUUGGAGCAGGAUUAUUUUUUGAGAUACUUAGUAAGGGCCAAAUACGGCUCAAUGGUCCAGUAAGACAAAAUACCAAAUUUGGUUGGGUGGUUGCAGGUGCAAUUCCUGCGCACGUAACAUCAGCAGCUGAUCCAUCACCUCCAUACAAAGCAUUCACAUCAGUCACAUCAGAGUCCAUUUUAGAUAAGCUCCUGGAAAGGUUUUGGGCGAUCGAAAAGAUUCCAGCAUCGUCAUCGUCGAUUCUAUCAUCGGAUGAGCUCGAAUGUGAAUCCCAUUUCAGUUCUACUACUCACAGGUGUCCCGUUACCAACAAGUUCAUUGUUCGCCUUCCAUUUCGGGAAGAACCGCAUUACCUGGGUGGUUCAGAAGAAACCGCAGGCAAAAGAAUGUUUUCGUUAGAAUCCAAACUGAAUCAAAACUCAAACCUUCGUAGAGAUUACAAUGAAUUCAUGGAAGAACAUAUCAAUAUGAAGCAUAUGAUUCCAGUUAAUUUAGAAUAUUCACCAAGAAAUCGCCUAAACUAUAUUCCCCACCACGGGGUUACAAAACUUGAUAGCUCGACUACUAAGCUGCGGGUAGUCUUUGACGCCUCCUGCAAAACCUCAAAUGGAUAUUGCCUAAACGAUAUGUUGAGAGUUGGUCUCCAGCUACAAGAUACGAUAUUCACAAUUUUGACCCGUUCCAGAAGACACAAAUAUGUCAUUAUGGCUGACAGUGCCAAAAUGUAUAGGCAAAUCUGGGUCGACGAACGAGAUACCCAAUGGCAAUGCAUUUUCUGGCGCCCUACCUCUCAACAACCACUUACCACAUAUCAGCUACAAACAGUUACUUAUGGUACUAGUUGCGCACCGUACCUUGCUGUAAAAUGCCUUCAACAGCUGGCAAUUGAUGAAGCGAAAACUUACCCAAUCGGAUCAAAGGUAACACUAAGCGAUUUCCAUGUAGACAAUUUAAUAAGUGGCGCAGCUAGUAUUGGCGAGGUCAUCGAAAUCAAAAAUCAAACCAUAAACUUACUGAAGUGCGCGGGGUUUCCUUUACGAAAAUUUGCAUCGAACGCAUCCGAAAUUGUUGCCGAUAUUUUACCGGAAGACAAAGAAGAGACAAUUCGUUUCCAUGACACUGAGUUUGUAAAAACGUUAGGGUUAAAAUGGUCACCAGUUGAGGAUUGCUUUCUAUUGCAUUUGGUAGCGGAUAAUUGCGUUAAAACUACAAAGCGUUCAAUUCUAUCAAAAUUGUCAAGUUUUUUUGAUCCGAUAGGUCUCCUCAAUCCUUUGAUUGUAACAUGCAAAAUUUUGAUGCAACAACUGUGGAAGCUGAAGUUGCCAUGGGAUGAUGAAGUCCCGUCCGGGAUUAAGGUUCAUUGGGAGGUAUUCAAUAAACAAUUACCGCUUUUACAAACAUUAAAAAUACCCAGGUAUGCUAAUAUUGAUAUCGAUACUAAACUUCACGCAUUUGCAGAUGCAAGCACUAAAGCAUAUGGAGCAUGUGUGUAUGCAGCAUGGAGUGAUGCAUAUGAUGAGCAUUCGUCCUUACUCUGUGCUAAAUCUCGAGUGACACCAACGAAAGAGAUUACAUUACCUAGGCUAGAACUUUGGGCAGCCCUAAUGGCCGCAGAACUGAUGCCAGCAGUUAACAACAUACUCAAUCUUCCUGGCGCAAAAGUAUACUGCUGGUCAGAUAGCACAAUUGCGCUUGCUUGGAUAGCAGGUGAACAGUCGAGAUGGAACGUUUUCGUGGCCAACAGGGUAGCAAAAAUACAGCAAUUAACGAAAACCUUUUCCUGGAAUCACGUACCAACAGACCAAAAUCCCGCUGAUAUUGUAUCACGUGGAGCAUGUGCCAGCGAACUUUUACAAAAUAUGUACACUUUGGUGGCACGGGCCAGAAUUUAUCCAACAGAGCUGUGA
This is a messenger RNA of Anastrepha obliqua, 2262 nucleotides long. RefSeq lists its product as uncharacterized. Gene Ontology annotation, molecular function: nucleic acid binding. The record is from RefSeq and is a predicted model, not a curated record. Bases 1 to 2262 code for a protein of 753 amino acids. NCBI's taxonomy places the organism in Eukaryota, Metazoa, Arthropoda, Insecta, Diptera, Tephritidae. The transcript has a single exon.